UAUUUUGAGGAAGAAGACCAGGAGGAGGAGGAGGAGGAGGAGGGCGAGAUGAGAGUGGAUGGAGAGAGAGAGAGAGUGGGACCCGGAUGCUGAUGCGAGUGAGACGAAGGAAGGAAGAGGAGAGAGGAAAAUAUCGAUUUACGGCAAGAAAACCGAAGGGAGUGUAAUUUAGGGGGGCCUUUUACCCUGCGUGAACUAUUAUUAAAAGUGAGGUUGGGGAAAUAAGGCAGUCGGUAAUUGUGCGAGGUUAUCUGCGGAUAUUUUUUACCUGUGUAUCCGCCGGUGAGGAGGGAGGACACGCCAAAGGAGAGAGGAGAAGAUGCUGUGAUCUGCAGGGAUGUAGAGAGACGGGGGAGAGUCAGGGAGGGGGAGGACUACACUACGCUAAAAGAUGGUUGUUUUGCUAGGAAUUUCACCUCGAAAUAUUGUGAGAAUGCGGAGGCCGUGUGAUAAAUCUAACCGUUUGGCGUUGAACUUCCGGAGGAGUCGCUUUUUUUGACAGCAAGACGGCCGUUGGUCCAGCCGUUGAAGCUAAAGCUAGCCUCGCUGCUGUGUGGGAGAGCGGCGGCGAGGCUAAAACAUAGCAUGUUGUUGCACCUGUGAAAGGCCUGACAGAGAGAGUAAAACAGAUUUAAUUAUCAGUGCUAACAACCAACUGGCGUAUUUUGACAUUUUGUUGGUUAGACACGACCAGCAAAUGAUAUAAAUCUUUCCAACCUACGUGGAAAAACACGUUAACGUUCCUCUAAUACGAUAAUUUCUACGUAAUAUCUACUUAACGUCAUUAUACAAAUAAGCUAAUGUACAGGAGUAAAACUCUUUAAUUUGUCAUGUUUAUCUUUAGGGUAGUGUUCAGUAUUUAACGCAUACAACAGCCUUGUAACUUGCUGUCAUUUCAGUUUCUCUUCUUCAACGUUAUACAUGUUAACUGUGCUUCAGAACAACUAUAUUUAGCUUUGUGUAUUAACCAGAUUUGGAUAAAGAAUGUUCAUGUAUCACCCAUAUGUCAGCACCAGUUUGCAGUUUUUAAACAUUCACCAAGUCAGUGUAUCAGUAUUAUCACUGAAAUAAAAUCUGCAAAAUUGAGCACCAUCUUGUAACUGUAUAAGCUGUAUAAUAUCACAGUGAUUGCAAUAGCCACUGUGCAGAUAGAGUAGUGUGUUAGCCUCCUUCAAGAGCAGUAUGAGUAAGGAACUGUCUCUGAGUCAGUCAGCUCAAUAUGUUGGGCCCUACCGACUGGAGAAAACACUGGGGAAGGGACAGACAGGACUGGUCAAGCUCGGGGUCCAUUGUAUUACGGGUCAGAAGGUAGCGGUCAAAAUAGUCAACAGAGAGAAGCUGUCUGAGUCAGUCCUGAUGAAGGUUGAGAGGGAGAUUGCCAUUCUGAAACUGAUUGAGCAUCCGCAUGUGUUGAAGCUGCAUGAUGUUUACGAGAAUAACAAAUACCUGUACCUGGUGUUGGAGCAUGUGUCGGGGGGGGAGCUGUUUGACUACCUGGUGAAGAAGGGCCGGCUGACUCCGAAAGAGGCCAGAAAGUUCUUCAGGCAGAUCAUAUCUGCUUUGGAUUUCUGCCACAGUCAUUCCAUCUGUCACAGAGACCUGAAGCCUGAGAACCUGCUCCUGGAUGAAAAGAACAACAUCCGUAUCGCUGACUUUGGCAUGGCCUCCCUACAGGUGGGGGACAGUCUGUUAGAGACCAGCUGUGGAUCACCACAUUAUGCUUGCCCUGAAGUCAUACGGGGAGAGAAAUAUGACGGGCGGAGAGCAGAUGUGUGGAGCUGUGGGGUCAUCCUUUUUGCUCUACUGGUGGGUGCCCUGCCCUUUGACCAUGACAAUUUACGGCAGCUCCUGGAGAAGGUGAAGAGCGGGGUGUUCCACAUGCCCCACUUCAUCCCCCCGGACUGUCAGUCCCUGCUGAAGGGCAUGAUUGAGGUCAACCCCGAAAAGAGGCUCACGCUAGAGGCCAUCCAGAAACACGCCUGGUAUCUGGGUGGUCGCAAUGAGCCGUGUCCCGAGCAGCCUCCUCCCAGGCGAGUGUGUGUGAAGCGAAUCUCUUCCCUAACGGAGCUGGACCCAGAUGUGUUGGACAGCAUGCACUCGCUCGGGUGUUUCCGAGACCGAGGCAAGCUCACGCGUGAUUUGCAAUGUGAAGAAGAAAACCAGGAGAAGAUGAUCUAUUACCUGCUGCUGGACAGGAAAGAGCGCUACCCCAGCUAUGAGGACGAGGACUUGCCACCGCGCAAUGACGUAGCAGACCCUCCUCGAAAGCGUGUUGACUCUCCGAUGCUGACGCGCCACGGCCGCUGUCGCCCCGAGAGGAAAAGCCUCGAGGUGCUCAGUGUUACUGAGCAGGGGUCCCCUACCCCGCCUCGCAGGGCCCUGGACACAGCUGCACACAGCCAGAGGUCUCGCUCAGUCAGCGGAGCAUCAACCGGUCUCUCCUCCAGUCCUCUCAGCAGUCCCAGGGUUACCCCCCAGGGCUCUCCGUUGCCCACGCCCUUGGGCACCCCUGUCCACCACCCUCACCACCCCUCCUCUACCCCGCCCUCCUCUUCCUCGUCCUCAUCCUCCUCGCGGGCGGAGGGAGGGGGAGGGGUGGGCUCUCUGUCGCUGACCCCGCCCUCCAGUCCCGGGGGGGGAAGCGGCAUGGCGGCCAGCAGCUCCGCCCACUGGAGGACCCGCCUCAAUUCUUUCAAGAACAACCUGCUGGGCUCGCCGCGUUUCCAUCGCCGCAAGAUGCAGGAAGUGGCGCCGCAUGGCACCUCAACUGCUGACCCCUCUUCAGCAAUGAAAGUUCCUACAUCAGAAGACAUGUCCAGUCUAACACCAGAAUCCAGCCCUGAGCUGGCUAAGAAGUCGUGGUUCGGGAACUUCAUCGGCCUGGAGAAGGAGGAGCAGAUCUUCGUCGUGAUCAGAGACAAACCUCUGAGUUCGGUCAAAGCCGACAUCGUCCACGCCUUCCUGUCUAUCCCGUCGCUCAGUCACAGCGUUCUUUCACAGACCAGCUUUCGGGCCGAGUACAAGUCCUCCGCCGGCCCUUCUGUCUUCCAGAAGCCCGUCAAAUUCCAGGUGGACAUUUCUUUUUCCGAAGGCGAGAGGGAGCGAGAGAGGACCGAGAGGGAGGGCAGGAGGGAGACAGGAAUCUACAGCGUGACGUUCACCCUCAUUUCAGGUCCGAGUCGCAGGUUCAGACGAGUGGUGGAAACGAUUCAAGCCCAACUUCUCAGCUCUCAUGAUCAACCCAUGGCGCAAGCCCUAUCUGAUCCCUUCCCAGAUGAGAAGAACGGCCGGCCCCACGGGACCCCCACCCGCCAAAACUCGAGGCGCUCGGAGGGUGGGGGCGACAGGUGCGAGUGGGGCGACCGGGCGGACGGAGGAAGCAUCGGAGGCAGCGGGGGGGUCCUGCAGCGCAGAGGCUCGGCGAAAGAGAGAACCCGACUGCUGUCCUCCAACGGAACCCAAUCCCAACCGUAGGAGAGAAGUGAGUCAGCGCAGCGGGAUGCCUGAACCACAGCGGGAAGAAGACGGUGUAACUUCAUCUCCAAGUGUCCCUGCAAGCCAUGAGCUACUCCUUUUCUUCCUUGACUAAGUUAUUGAAGGUGCAAGGGUUGAGUAUUUCUCUGUCACGCUUUUUUCCCCCCCCAACUCCACAUUGUUUUGAUCUUCUGGAUCUCCAGGAUUCCUACCCCUUAAAUGAGAAGUGUUAAGGAAUCACCCUUUUAAGGGAAAAAAUAUAAAUGUGAAUGAGCAGUUUGGUAUCCCUCAUAGAUACAGCUUCACAGAUCCAACUAGGAAUUUUGAAGUGCUAAUGUGCAUGCCAGUUAGCAAAUCAGCCUGCUAAAGGAUGCUGAAAUGAUCAGAUAGGCUAGUCUACCAUAUCGUCGUAAUACAGUAUCUGACACCAAAAAGAAGUAACAGUCUUGUGACGGUUCUCAAGAUUACUCUUUAAAUUAACCAGUACGCUCAUAUCAUUAUCAAGCAACAUGCAGUCCAUACUGAAAGAAAUAUAGAUGUAUCUCUGCAGAAGAACCCUAAGAGUUAGCAACCUGCUCCCACGUCAGUGAGGAGCUGAGCAAAAGGUCCUGAUUUUCUCAGGAGAAACAACAGCCUGGAACUCCAGCGGUGUCUUCUCCUGAGCUAAAGAAAACCAACCAAGUAAGCUAAGUAAGUGAAUGUGAAAAUAAAUAUUUUUUUAUUUAGUUUGUAUUUAUUGUUUACAUAUUUAUUUCGAGGAUGUCAGUAGCACAGUGACGGCAGUACAGACAGAAACACUCGACAGUGCCGGAGAGGGGACGUUGCUUUAAGAAGACGUUAAAGUUCAAUGUUUUGAUUCUUUUUGUAUUUUCUUUUUACUCAGAGACAAUAUGAAACAAUGCAUCUAAGAUUUUCACAUUGGACCCUUGUUGCUCUGAACAAAAGUAUUUUUUGAUUUGAACAGAAAUAUGAACAUAACUAUAUGAAGAAAAAAAAAACAUUAUGCGUGAAUUGUUCCAUGAACCUCAUCCCUGCUGUCUGAGGCCAGAGUGAGAAGAGCGUUCCUGGCCUGUGGAUCAAACAGACGCCAUCUUUCUCGUCAAGCUUGUCUCCUAUUGCCAAUAGUAUUUAUGUACUGACUCAGAACAAAAUGAAACAACAACAAAAAAAACACAAAGGAAAUUCAUCAAUGGACAUUUUCAUGAUGCCGGACUCUAAAGGCUUGCGAUGUCAAUUCCGCGUUGUGCAGGACUUUAAAAUGGGAAGCAAGCAAAGAGUCUCCUCACCCCGGGAUCCUCACUUCUUCAGUGUUCACCAACAAGCCAAGUAGUCCAUCACUGCACCCACGCUCACCACCAGAGAGUCGCACCAUCCUGCAAGCAGACGUAGCAGCUCGGACAGUCACGUAUUCCUCCAGCACUCUAUCAAACUAGUCGAUGUUUUUCACCAGUCUUCCAUACAGCACAAUAUGCAACAAAAGUGCAGAAUGUUUUCAGAGAGACACACAGUGCUACAGUUCUGGUUAUUAUUUCCUUUUUUAUAUUUAUUCACUAACGUAUCCAUCUAUUUAUUUUUUUGGUCAGGUGGUUGAUUGUGUCAUGUAUUUGAUUAGAUUUAAUGCCAACAAAAGCUAAUACAAGUUACCUACUUCAAUUCUCAUUAUCACUGUUUUUUGAGCAUCACUGACAAGUUGCUCUCAUCAUACCUCUCUGAUGAUAUUUGUUUAUGUCACAUCAUAUUUAUCGCGCUUAUCCCUGGUAACGUGUGUGUGUGUGUGUGUGUGCGACGGGUGGAUGGCGGCUGAGUGAGAGUGAGAUGAAAACUUUGCAGCAGAUGCAUUUUGAGUGUACAGAGUUUUAAACUGACCCAGGAAUACUACAUGAACUAACAGCCAAACGCUAACAGGCACAUCAUUUCUCUCAUGCAUUAAAUGCUUGCUAUUUGCUUCAUCUCUUGCUUUUUAGCCUUGUCCCCUUUGACCUGUCUGUCUGCCUCUUCACCCGUUGUGUAGCCUUCAUCACGAGAGAAACUGUACAAAGUUGUUUGCCUCACUGUCCGUGCACACUCUUUGAUUACCCACCAUCACCACAUUCAUCUUUUCUCGUCACGACGUCACCUUCACUAUCAUUGACCCAACUCUGGCUAAGAUUGUAAACUAUUCUCCAUUCAUAAGGGUCAGUAGAAUAAGGUGUAUACAAAAAAAAAGAAAUGUCUGUAUCAUAAUUUAAAUAUAAAAAGUGCACUAUUAUAACUAUUGCCUGUGAUAAAAAGAACAAUUAUGAUUGAAUUGAUGGUCAAAAUAAAGAGAGAUCCACCUUAUUGUUAUGGUUACAAUAAUAAACCCUAAAUUCA
Notothenia coriiceps (black rockcod) is the source of this 5826-nucleotide messenger RNA. It is a transcript of the gene brsk1a, whose product is annotated as BR serine/threonine kinase 1a. Gene Ontology annotation, biological process: protein phosphorylation; intracellular signal transduction. Bases 1183 to 3474 code for a protein of 763 amino acids. NCBI's taxonomy places the organism in Eukaryota, Metazoa, Chordata, Actinopteri, Perciformes, Nototheniidae. Gene Ontology annotation, molecular function: protein serine/threonine kinase activity; ATP binding. The record is from RefSeq and is a predicted model, not a curated record. Gene Ontology annotation, cellular component: cytoplasm. The transcript is spliced from 20 exons.